AUGGAGAGUGAGAUAUUGCUAUGACAAAUCUAGCUUCUAGUUCAGGUAGUCAAAUAUGGAAUUUGAUAAUGAAAACCAUUCUGCCAAACUACUUAGAGCUCAAAUCCACAUUUUUAAUCAAACUUUCGGCUUCAUAAAUUCUAUGUCCCUUAAAUGUGCAAUGGAUUUGUGCAUUCCAGAUAUCAUAAACAAGUAUGGUCAACCCAUGCCACUCUCACAACUCAUUGCUUCACUACCUAUCCACCCAUCAAAAACUAGCUUCAUCUACCGUUUGAUGCGAAUCUUGACUCAUAAUGGUUUCUUCUCUCAACACAAUGUCAUUGAAAAUGAAUUAGAAGUGAGUUAUGCCCUAACUGAUACAUCUAGAUUACUCCUUAAGGACCAUCCCUUUAGUAUGGCACCUUUGUCCCAAGUCAUACUUGAUCCAAUUUUGAUCAACCCAUGGCUUCAAUUUUCUACUUGGUUCACAAAUAAAGACCCUACACCAUUUCACACACAAAAUGGGAUGACAUUUUGGGAUUGUGCUAGCCGUGAGCCCAAACUUAAUCACCUUUUUAAUGAUGGCAUGACUUAUGACACUCAAUUGAUUUCUAGUGUGGUGAUUGAGAAGUGCAAGGGAGUGUUCGAAGGACUAGAGUCAUUGGUUGAUGUUGGGGGAGGAACAGGGACUAUGGCCAAGGCUAUUGCCAAGUCAUUUCCACAACUAAAGUGCAUUGUACUUGAUCUACCACAUGUUGUUGAUGGCUUGCAAGGAACAGAGAACAUCAAGUAUGUUGAAGGAGACAUGUUUGAAGCAAUUCCUUCCACCGAUUCCGUUAUGUUGAAGUGCAUAAUGCAUAACUGGAGCGACGAGGAAUGCUUGAAAAUACUAAAGAGAUGCAAAGAGGCAAUUGGUGGCAAAGAAAAAGGAAAGGUGAUUAUCGUAGACGUGGUGAUAGGAAAUGAUGAGAAGGGAGAUAGCAAGUUAUUAGAUCAAACGAAGCUCUUCUAUGAUAUGGAGAUGAUGGUAUUGGUUACUGGAAAAGAGAGAGAUGAAAAAGAAUGGGCAAAGUUGUUUUUCUCUGCAGGUUUCAGUAACUACAAGAUAACUCCAGUUCUAGGUUUGAGGUCUCUCAUAGAGGUUUAUCCAUAGUAUCAACAAAGUGUGAAAAGAUGGGUGCAUGCUAUGUGAUCACUCAAAUAAUUUCUCUAUUGAUAUUAAGUGUCUUCACAUUCACCACAAGUCUUUAAUCUUUUAAUGUUUGUAAUUACGUUCUUGAUUUUUAUUUAAAUAUUUGUAAUCAUGUUUCUGGA
This is a messenger RNA of Cajanus cajan (pigeon pea), 1293 nucleotides long. RefSeq names its product putative O-methyltransferase 3. NCBI's taxonomy places the organism in Eukaryota, Viridiplantae, Streptophyta, Magnoliopsida, Fabales, Fabaceae. The record is from RefSeq and is a predicted model, not a curated record. Gene Ontology annotation, molecular function: protein dimerization activity; O-methyltransferase activity.